Molecule: messenger RNA, 2698 nt
Organism: Maniola jurtina (meadow brown)
Lineage: Eukaryota; Metazoa; Arthropoda; Insecta; Lepidoptera; Nymphalidae
Product: transmembrane protein 201
Exons: 5
Coding region: 219-2252 (677 amino acids)
Biological process (GO): nuclear migration along microtubule
Cellular component (GO): nuclear membrane
Molecular function (GO): lamin binding; actin filament binding
Source: RefSeq, a predicted model, not a curated record
UUAAACUUAUUUUGUACAUAAAAAUACAUGAAAAUUAAUUAUUUCAUCAUAUACGAAUCUAUUUUUAAUGUAGUAGAUCAUUGGUUUAUAAUAAUAUUAUAGUCAUAUUUUAACAACUUUUUAAUCUGUAAUGGUGAUGGUGGGUGGCCGGGUUUCGUGUAUUUUAGGUUAAGAAAUAAAAUAUGAAUUUGUAAAUUAUUUGACAAAACUGACCAAAAAUGAAACUUUCUCAAUUUAUGGAGUCAACACUGUUAACUAUACCAGCCAUCCUGUGCGCUUUGUUAUUGUGGAAACUAAUUUCCAGUUUACGGUCGUCUCUACCUUGGAGAGUAAACUGUUGGUUUUGCAACAGCAAUAUUUGGGUGAAGUACAUUGAUAGUAACUGUUGGACGUGCCCCAAAUGCGACCAGUACAACGGGUUUACGAAGGACGGUGACUACAACAGAGUGCUAUGUGCAAACAUUGAACAAGUUUCAAAUAGUCCCAAGUUAUUCCAAAGAAGCCCAUCCAAAAAUGGUCUCUGCAGAAUGUGUAAUAUUAAUCAACAGCUCAAGGUGACACAACUAGCGAAUUUUGUGCCCAUGAAUGAGAAAAAAUAUUAUGAAGAAAUUGACUCUUACAGAACACAGUUAGAAAAGGCAUACAAAUUAUGCAGUCCAUGUGAAAAAUUUUUGCAAAAGAAACUUCAUAAGGAAAAAGUCUCUUUGUUAGGUUCUAAAUUAUUAGAAACAAGGACUUCAGAUAAAAAUCAUGAAAAGAUCCAAAAACAAAGUAAACUAGUAAAGAAUGUAAUAAAUAGUACAUCUAGGUUAAUAGCAAUAAUUUUACUAGUUUUGGUAGUAAUUGAAUGCCACGGAAAUGCUUCGAAACACAAGAAUUUAUCAAACACAAUACAUAAUGUUAAAGAUAUUAUUGAGAGUCUUGUAGAACGAAUUUUUUCUAUUGUUAAAAUGAAGACCUUACUUACAUUCCCGUCACUAGAAGAUCAACAUAUUGACAUUUAUAAUAUAGAUAUAGAGAUAUUUACAAGCUUUAUUGGACUCGACGAUUUAAUGCAGAAAGCAUUAGGAGGUGUUGCAUGUAUCAUACAGAUUAUAGGACAUAUUUGGAAUAUAAACAAAGCACAAUAUUGUACACUAACUGACUUGUUCUGGUCUGUUUUUAUACUGACUGCAAUAGCACAAGGUUAUGUGACUGCAGACCCAUUAAUUAUGAGCUUAAUAAAAUUAUCUUGUACACUGGCAGUGUUGCUUGUCUAUAGACAUUUAAAUAACAAGACUGUUAUACAUGUUACAAGAAAAAAUAUUACGCCAAAGAAAUUGAAGAAUUUUGCGAGUGGUGCGCCAAAAAAACUUUUUGAUGAAGAAGAUACAUCUUUGGAUACGGACAGCGACGUGUCACUCAGCAAGUUUGGCCUGCACAACUUUACUGAUUCAUCCAACGAAACUGCCAGCUUAGUGAACCAUAGUCUUGUGAACGGUCGAUCAUUCACCCCCCGCAACGAUUCAUUGUGGAGCAAACCCAAACUCAAUUCAACAUUUACUGUAAACUCUGUUGCAACUAGCCCAAAACCUGAUUCAGUUUUCAUAAAACCGAAUUUCAAUCAAUACCAGAAGAUCGACGACUCGGACUCCGAGUUAGAUGAGAGCAUAAGUUUACUGUGUAUAAGUAGUCCUAAAAAGAAGAGCUUGAAAAGCAAUCCCGUUUUUGCGUUGCGUAAAUUCACGGCGUCGCCUUUCGUCGUUCCGACGCCUAUGAACCGAUCGAGACCCGUCAUAUCGCCCAGCAAGCUCGGCCACAGCACUUCCUGGGUGGCGGGCGGCUACUGGGGCACUGAGGGGGAGCGCCAAAUUAUAUUUAACGUAAACGGGAGUCGCUCGUCUAGUCAAAGUUCGGGCUUUGAGUCUCAGGCGUCUAGUUUGAAUCAACGUAAUAUUUUCUCUCAGCCUUCGUCUCGAGAGGAGUCCGUUUGCGGGGAGCCCGAUAAGCAUACGCUAUUCGACCGAUUCCAAAACUGCAACAUGAAUAAUUAUAAUCAAAAUCCUUCAUUAUUCGCGCCGGUAAGCUCGCCCGUGUAUCCUCAAAUGCAGUACAAUAGCCACGUACAAAUACCUCAGCCGAGAUUAGCUCAGCAAACUUUCGUAUCUCAGAAUGUGUUCGCACACCAGCAGUUCGCGCCGCGCAGUAUGUUCAAAGCCCCUAUUGGGUCCCGACUGAUCAAGCUGCCUCAAGACCAUUUCGUGUCUCGCUAAAUGCUCAACUGCUAGUCAGAUUGGCAUAGUAUCUUUUUUAUUCAUUCUAACACUUUUAUUCUUUGAUUGUUAAUUUUUUACUACUGUGUCAGGAACUGCCAUUAUCAUAAGGAUACUUUGUUAAGUUAUAUUAUAUCACUUUCAUUAGUUGUAAGCGGUUAUUAUUAGUUGUAAUGGAUGAGUGAACCUAGCUGUAAGUGUAUCUGCUGAUCUCUUGUUGGGCCGAGUGACGGCCAUAUUAUAUGAAAGCAUUAAGAAUUAUUGUAUUGUUACAAUUUUUACACGGACGUCACUGUCCUUUCUCGAACAAAAUGUGAUAUUUAAAGACUAGUAAUUUUUGCAAAAAGUAAAGAAAAAUGAUUCUUGAUGUUAUCAUUAUUUUGAUUUUGCCAUCUUGUAGCGAAAACUUUUUGUGAAGCUCCUGAAAUAAAAGAUAUAGACAUCAA